This is a messenger RNA of Canariomyces notabilis, 3270 nucleotides long. RefSeq names its product MED14-domain-containing protein. The transcript is spliced from 3 exons. Gene Ontology annotation, biological process: regulation of transcription by RNA polymerase II. Gene Ontology annotation, molecular function: transcription coregulator activity. Lineage: Eukaryota; Fungi; Ascomycota; Sordariomycetes; Sordariales; Chaetomiaceae. Gene Ontology annotation, cellular component: mediator complex; core mediator complex. The record is from RefSeq and is a predicted model, not a curated record. Bases 1 to 3270 code for a protein of 1089 amino acids.
AUGGAAAACAGGCUACAGAACGGCGUGCGGACGAACCAUGAUAGGGACACCUGGACCAACGGACCAAAAGGAGGAGCCGCGACUGCAGAGCGGGAGGAGCAUCUUCUCAAGGGCAAGGCUAAAGAGAAGAUUGGAGAUGGCUCCGCCAUGGACGUCGAUAGCGACCGGCAAGGACCGCCGGUCGCCAACGUGGACGAACUUCCCGACGAGCUGCAGCACAUCACGAUUGGCAUCCUGCCAUUAGACCUCCUCCUCAAGAGGCUCGCGCAGUUCUCUCAUGUCACACUCCAAGACCAGAUUCUCACGCUGGCAUCGAGACCACUACCUCAGAACCUUGCCAACGGCAACGCAAACUAUCACGCAACCGGAGUUGAGGACACAUCCCCCGAAAGUCUUGAAAAGAAGGUCCUGCUCCUGAACACCAUCCAGGAACUGCACACCAAAUGGGUGAAGACCUUGGUGAUUACCGAGUGGAGCAAAAAAGCGGACCAGGUUGGGAAACUCAUCGACCUCAGGAGCCAUCUCAUGUCCAAGUUGGAGCUGUUCAACGCCACAUUUUUCGACAUGAUCAGGACCAAGCAAGAUCUGCUCUGGGCCAAAGUUCCGAGUCCAGACUUGAAGACCGCCCUCGAGGUACUUGCCAACGGAGAGGCUUCGUGGAUGCCUGACUUUGGCUACCUGGAACCUCCUCCCCUUUCACCUGCGGAAAAAGAGGCAUGGCUUCACGAGAUCAACGUCUACUUAAGCGCGAGACUCGGCAUCCAUGAGUGGGAAAAGAUUCCCGAACCUUUCCGGAAUUACACCAUCGACUCUGGCAGGGUAACGUUCAGAGUCGAGGGCGAAUUCGAGGUUGAUCUGACUAUUGGGGACGAAGAUUUCGAGACGCAAUUCUGGUUCAUCGACUUUAGGUGUCUGUUCAGUCCCGCCCCGUCAGAGCUGUCUGGGCGUGCCAGAGCUUUUAUGGAGCUCAAAGUCAACGAGGCGCUGGCGACAGAAGGCCUGCUUGGCUGCUAUAAGUACUUACACGAAUUCACCUUGACUGCGAAAGUGGGCGAAUUCGCCCGUCAGGCGGUGGAGCUGAGCACGGCCAGAUGGGUUGACACGCUCAAGAUUGAGAGGCUUGACCGAGCCUUGUCAAUUCAAUACUGGCUUAACCGCCCCCACUCUCAGGGGACAAAAAGCUGGAUCAUACUGGGUGUGAAUAGCGGCAAGGGUCUUGAUGGAGGACAUGGCCAGACGCCACCGAGCCAUCUGACCUUGCGGUGGUUCCGCGAUGGCAAGGAAGUCAAGGACAUUGAAAUUCAAUUCGACACCGAGUCGAUAUCCACCGAAAACUUGUUGACGACGGUUGUCAACAGACAUAUCGAAUAUCUGCUCUCAUCAAUGCACAACAAACUUCUUAGCAAACCCCGGUUUACCCGGCAGCAGGCGAGAUUGGCGUUGAAGAUUACCGAGGGAGAAGACGUGAAUUCUUCAUUGACCAUGCAGUUGCUUGAUGAGGAGGAUGUCACCGUUCAGGUUGAGCCCUUGACGGGCACUUUUGUGUUGCUGCCGCGCUCCGCCGUUGUUUUGGACGGCCAGAGAAAGUUUAAUUCAAUGGCGAAUCCAGCUGAAGACGGGCCGUCUGGGUUAGAGCAGCUCAGGUGGAUCUACACGAUGAAGGAUUUGCACACUCGGAGCAAAACUGUUGGCUGGGCGGUCCUCCUCACGCGACCUCCUAUCUCGGGAGACGAGGUGAAGAGCAUUGCCUACUCGGCUACCCCGUCCUCACGAGAACCCUUCCAGGCGGUAUGGAUGAGAAUUCCCGAGUGGGAUUCCCGAUGGUUUGUCAUGAUGAGUAUGAGCCUGGGCGGUGACAAUUGGUGGCUCAUUGAACUCUCGGAAUUGCCUAGCCCCGGGCAACGACCGGCCGUGAGUGGCAGCCGUCUAAAAAGUUUUACCAAGCUCGUCAUGUCGCCAGACCAACUCCGCCUGUCAAGUAGCUUCUUCCACAACCUGGCCGCCCACACGUCAGCAGUAAUCUCCAGGAUCACUGAACUCCGCGACGCCCACAAAGACGGUUUGCGGCAUAGCACCCACCAGACCACAGGUUUGAGGCUGCCUCCCGAGAUCAGGAUCCCGACGCUGUGCGUGCCGUUGUCUGAGCUGGUUCCGGCUCGGCCCGGUUCGAGACCUUCUCCUCUCACAGCCUGGGCGAAUAAGGUUCUCGCAAUCGAUUUCAAGGGACUGGGGCCCUCCGAAGAGGUCCUUACGGGGCAUGCCGACUCGCUUCAGAGGCGAGAAAUGCGGACGGUGACCAUUUCGGAGGCUAGGCUUAGCAUUAGGAAUCCUGCUAGAUUCCGAUUUAUCAAAGGCAACCUUGACCGCGAUAUAUUCUACAACCCUCGCAUCGGCCAAUUUACCUUUAGGCUUCGGGUACCGAUGGGCACAUCCACGAUUCGGUUGCUAGCAUCCCGACUACAAGCACUAGAGCGUCUGCUUGAUUUCGUUGAAGCUAUUCGGCGCGCUGGGAAGGACGUGGUACCAGAAAGCGUGACGCUCCGGGAGAUCGUGUUCACCUACGGCGACACUGAAGGACAGCGACCAUGGAAAGCGCGGCUUGACCUUAGCAGAGAGCAGCGUAUCAACGUCAUUCUCGAGAAGGGCAAUCCACAUCUCCGAAUGAUUGAUCAUCUGCGGACAUUAGCAAACUCGGCGCGAUUCGAGGACCUUCCGGCCUGGCUUAUAUUUACCCUCCCGCUCUGCCGGGCCCUAGAGCGCCUGGAAGACACUUGGGGAAACAUUGCCGCCCCCGGGCACGGUUCAUGCUAUGUUUUCCAUAACUCCCUGGGCUGGGUCGGGAUCCGCUUCGUACUGAGCUCGCCCCUCGGCCGACGGCUACUCCACCUCACCAUCAGAGCCCACAAGCGCGGAGCCAAGCCUAUGUGGCACGUCACUCGUUCCGACUGCGACCCGAACGCAAGGAACGAAAACGACGAUUUCAACAAGGUCCUGAAGCAGCGGGUCUGGUCAACCAGCGGUAGCGGCUUCAAGGGCCUGUCGACCGGCGCCGCGGCUCACCCGGGUCAGGGAAUCGAGAACCUGAUAGCGCUCAUCGGCGAAUCCAUAUUGUCCAUGGUCAGCACACCUCCGUCUUCGAGGCCGCAGUUGCAACAGCAGCAGCAGCAGCCGCAGCCGCAGCCGCAGCCGCAGCCGCAAAUGCAACAGCAACCGCAACCACAGCAGAUCAUGUCCGGCCCGCAAAGGGGAGCCUGGACACAACACUCAUGA